Messenger RNA from Lotus japonicus, 2410 nucleotides. Its product is annotated as proline-rich receptor-like protein kinase PERK1. Gene Ontology annotation, biological process: protein phosphorylation. Gene Ontology annotation, molecular function: protein kinase activity; ATP binding. The coding region runs from base 214 to 2217 and encodes 667 amino acids. The transcript has 8 exons. NCBI's taxonomy places the organism in Eukaryota, Viridiplantae, Streptophyta, Magnoliopsida, Fabales, Fabaceae. The record is from RefSeq and is a predicted model, not a curated record.
CUUCAAAAUCAAAAAAAGAGAAAAUCCACAGAUUCACAUAAAAACGCUCUCUCUCCAACUUGCUUUCUUCAUUCCCCAUUUUCUCUCUCUCUCUCUCUCUCUCUCUCUCUCUCUCUCUCAAAUCUUCAAUCAGAGAGAGACACACACAUUCACAUACUCAUAAUCCUUCAACUGGGUUCUUCUCUUUGAUUUUGUUUUUCUCAUUUUUCUGCAAUGUCCGCCGCACCAGCACCAUCUUCGCCGCCGUCAACCCCGGCCGCACCACCACCUACAACACCCUCCGCGCCCCCUCCUGCUACACCUUCAUCGCCUCCGCCGGCCACUCCCUCUGCUCCGCCGCCGGCAACCCCCUCUGCGCCGCCGCCGGCUACACCCUCAUCAUCGCCGCCGCCGGCUACUCCCUCGUUGUCUCCACCUUCGCCUUCUCCUCCGGCUCCUACUACGCCGGAGGCUUCUCCACCGUCGACAUCUACGCCGGGCGGCGGCACUACUCCGAGUCCACCGUCUCGUAGCUCUCCCUCCCCUCCUCCUCCGACGAGUACUGGUAAAACGCCAUCAUCGCCGCCUCCGCCGGCGUCCAGGUCUUCUCCUUCUCCUUCACCUCCUUCGUCGUCGUCGAGCAUUUCGACCGGUGUCGUCGUCGGGAUCGCCGUUGGGGCAGUGGCGAUUCUCUUGGUGUUGAGCCUUCUCUGCAUAUGCUUUAGGAAGAAGAAGAGAAGACGUGAUGAGGAGUACUAUGUUCCUCCGCCGCCGCAGCAACAACAACCAUGGGGACCCAAAAAUGAACCGUAUGGUGGCCCUCCACGUAACUGGCAACACAAUGCUCCCCCUCCUUCAGAUCAUGUAGUCUCAAUGAUGCCUCCGAAGCCAUCACCUCCAGUUCCUCCCCCUGUUGCUUCACGACCGCCAUCCAAUUCAUCUUCGUCACUUUACUCUGCACAACCGCCACCGCCUCCUCCUUUCAUGAACAGCAGUGGAGGGUCUGGAUCAAACUAUUCUGGUGGUGAACCACUUCCACCUCCUUCUCCAGGCAUGUCAUUGGGAUUCUCGAAGAGCGCAUUUACAUACGAGGAGUUGGCUCGGGCAACGGAUGGCUUCACCGAUGCCAACCUCCUUGGAUCAGGUGGAUUUGGAUACGUGCACAGAGGAAUCCUCCCCAAUGGCAAGGAGGUUGCUGUGAAGCAGCUGAAGGCUGGAAGUGGGCAAGGGGAGCGUGAAUUUCAAGCUGAAGUCGAGAUUAUUAGCCGUGUUCAUCACAAACAUCUUGUCUCUUUGGUUGGAUACUGCAGCACUGGGGCCCAGAGGCUCCUUGUUUAUGAAUUUGUCCCCAACAAUACAAUGGAAUUCCAUUUACACGGAAAAGGGCGGCCUACCAUGGAUUGGCCCACGAGACUACGAAUUGCUUUGGGAUCUGCAAAAGGGCUUGCAUAUCUUCAUGAAGAUUGUCACCCUAAGAUCAUCCAUCGCGAUAUUAAAGCUGCUAACAUCCUUCUGGAUUUCAAGUUUGAAGCAAAGGUUGCAGAUUUUGGUCUAGCGAAGUUUUCUUCUGACCUCAACACUCAUGUUUCUACGCGAGUGAUGGGAACUUUUGGGUAUCUGGCUCCAGAAUAUGCUGCCAGUGGAAAACUUACAGACAAAUCGGAUGUUUUCUCCUAUGGAGUCAUGCUCCUUGAGUUAAUAACUGGACGGCGACCAGUUGAUAAAAAUCAAACUUACCAGGACGAUAGUUUGGUAGAAUGGGCUAGGCCUUUGCUCACACGUGCUUUGGAAGAGGAUGAUUUUGAUUCUCUUAUUGACCCGAGGAUCCAGAAUGAAUAUGAUCCUAAUGAGAUGCUUCGUAUGGUAGCAUGUGCUGCAUCUUGCACACGUCAUUCAGCUAAGCGUCGACCAAGGAUGAGCCAGGUCGUUCGUGCUCUGGAAGGAGAUGUGUCUCUAUCAGAUCUUAAUGAAGGAAUAAGACCUGGACACAGCACUGUCUACAGUUCUCAUGAAAGCUCAGAUUAUGAUACUUCACAAUACAAGGAAGACAUGAAGAAGUUCAGAAAAAUGGCAUUGGGAACUCAGGAUUAUGGUGCCAGCAGUGAGUACAGUGCGGCUACGAGCGAGUACGGUUUAAACCCAUCCGGCUCAAGCAGCGAAGCCCAGAGCCUCCAGCACACACGGGAAAUGGAAAUGAGAAAGUUGAAGAACAGUCAAGGUUUCAGUGGAAGCUCUUGAUCCCUGACCAAAUUGUUUGCUUUUUUUUUUCUUGUAUAAAAUCUGUCUUUGAUUUAUCACUUAUGUCACAGUUGAUUUUGCUUAACUGACAUGUUGGAGUGGCUUACCAAUUUUAUUGGCAAUUUUUUUCCUCACAUCUUUUGAAUUGUAUUUAUCAGGGUAUACAACAUAAUGACACAAUUUGAUUCUUUCA